Messenger RNA from Jatropha curcas, 711 nucleotides. RefSeq lists its product as uncharacterized. NCBI's taxonomy places the organism in Eukaryota, Viridiplantae, Streptophyta, Magnoliopsida, Malpighiales, Euphorbiaceae. The record is from RefSeq and is a predicted model, not a curated record.
ACAACUCUUAAAGGCCUCUUCAAUCUUUGAUGAUAACUCAACUAAAGCAAGAACGAUGACCUACUAUUAUUACGGAAGAAGAAGCAACUCAAUCUUUGAUGUCUUCUCUCUAAAUCCUCUACCAUAUCCAGUUCUUUUAGUUUUAGCAGUUAUUUUAAUAUUUCUUGGGAUUUCUUGGUAUUUUAGCUAUGAAGAUAUGGUGGAGGCAGCUGAGGAGCAAAUGAAUUGGCUACUUUUAGCCACACCUCUCCUACUUCUAUUUAUUGUUCGUUGGUUAUCAUCAAUGGAAAACCCAGAUAUGCUUUUUGCUAAAUCACCUUGGGAUUGGAAACGCGGCACCCACCGCCGUCCGCCGGAGGGAAGCUCGCCGUGGGGUGUGGCUGCUUUGAUUGUUUUGCUUCUUGUUUUGGUGCAAUUCCAGUCUGCCUUCCUUGAUAGCUGGUUUUGACACUGAAAUUAUGGUACUGCUUGGUAAUUUUAUUUCAAGAAGUUGGGUUUUCUGUUUUUAAGAUAAUAUAUAUUUACUAAAUAUAGAGAGUUGUAUACGUGUGUAUAGAGAGAGACUUUGUAUUGAAAAUAAUUAAUUAGUAUACAUGAUGAUAUGUAAUUUUGUGGUUUGAUUAGGGUUCUAAUUAUUACUUUCUUUGUUAAUUAUAUGGUUCUUAUGUUAUGAGAUCUUAAUGAAAGUAAAUUUUAACUUAAUUUGGUUAA